AUGGCUGAGUGCUGCCACCUGGCUGCCAUCCCCAGAUACAUGGGGAAGCACAAUCUUUCCCAUGAGGAUGUGGCAGGAGCCAGCUUGGUGCCACGCCUGAAACCAGAAGUCCAGGUUGGAGCUCCAAGCAGGAAAGGAGUCCCCAGGAAGGAGGCAAAUGGAGGUGAGGGCUGGGACGCUGGGGGAGCUGCUGGGGCUAGGCGGGGGCUCGUGGAGCUAGCUUUGAGGGGGAGCCAGGAUUCCAGACCUGACCUCAAGCUGCCCACCUUGCCUGAUCAAGGAAGUCCUUCAACUUCCAGGAGGUCCCCGGUCUCCCUGUGUGACUUCUUAGUUACCAGAUGCCCCAGUAACCUUUGUAGCAUGGCACCAGGUCUCCAACAAAAGACAGUGUUAGUAAGAGUGGAGAGGCAGGCAGGGAUGGAAGGGAUCAACUGUCAGCCUGGAGAGGUCCAAGAUGAAGGUAUGGGCUUUCCGGGGGACAGAGGAAGAAAUUCUACACAUAGUCAAGAGAAGAGCCAGCCCCUCUCAUCAGGCCUGGCUCCUGAGAGGGCAAGAAAGAGAAGCAGGAAGUGUGGGGCCUCUUCCCAGGGUGAGGAGGAGGCUGGUAGCGUCUUAUGGCUUGAUGGGAGCCCUGGUGGGGACGGUCCGUCUGUAGGAGGACCCCCACAAACUGCUCACCUGGAGUCCCUGCGUGGCUCUCACAGUCCUUUCUCUAGCAACGACACUGGAGACCCAGAAGAGUGUGAAUACUCACCAAAUGCAGGGGACCAGGCCCAACUAGGCAGCACCCGUAGCUCUGAUGGGUCCCCAGGGCCAUGUGGAGGAGAGUUGUGCAGUCUAGCCACACAGGGUUCUCCUCAGAGGCCUGCCUUGGGCCUGGCAGGACCAGGACCCGCUUCUACAGAGCAGCUGGAAGUACAGCUCAUGGUGGGCAAGGAAGACCAGGAGGGGUCAGAGGCCCAGGCCAGGCCAGUGUGCAGGGAGACUACCGCCACUGCUGCCAGCUCGUCUGAGCCCUGGAGUGGCCUCAGCUCCUCCCUGGAGGCUGCCACCAGCAAAGCCUGCACAGGCCUAGUCAUCAGGCAGAGAAGAUCAAAGUGCACUGAGAAGCUAAGAAUGAAUACAGAAUCCUGCACCCAAGAUCGAGUCACAGUCCACAUCAGCCAGGAUAGCUCAGAAGAAGCUAGCCCAGGAGGCUGUCCCACAUGGGAGGAAGUAGACAGGCCUCCCGGGGUGAAGCAUGUGUGUUAUCUCAGCUGUGGAGACACCAUUCAGCUCCUGGGGGCCAUCGGCCAUGUGCGGGCAGAGGGUGAGCUGCUGAAGCUGGAGGCUCUGGAGGACUUCAUGGAGGUCAGCUCAGCCUUGCCCACCCAGAGGCCCAGGAUUAGAAAGGCCACUACUCAGAGCCCUGCCAUGUGCCAGCAUGGCCCCAUGGAGGCUUCAGACAAGCAGACUUUUCAAGACAGGGAACAGGACUCAGUGUGGCUUCAGCCCAGAGAGAUGGCACGUCUGGACAUCAGGGUGCGGGACACCGUAGUCCGGACCAUGCAGGAGGUGCUGUGGAGUCGCCUUCAGGAGCACCCCAACCUACUGCUGGGGGGGGAGAAGGUGGAGGACAUUGCCACUGGCAUCGAGGCCGCCCUCUUCUACUUGACACAAGACACCAGCUGCAGCUACAAGAACAAGUACCGCAGUCUGCUCUUCAACCUGCGCGACCCUAGGAACCCAGAGCUGUUUCUCAAAGUGGUUUGUGGCGACAUCACCCCCCAUGCCCUGGUACGGAUGAACUCCACCCAGCUGGCGCCCCACGAGCUGUCCCGCUGGAGGGACCAGGAGGAGAAAAGGAGCUUGGGGAUCAUUGAGCAGCAACAGAAGGAGCCAUACAGACUUCCAGCCUCCAAAUUGACCCAUAAGGGAGAAGUGGAGAUCCCGAGGGACCUGGACCAGAUGAUAACCUUGGAGGACCUAGUGGAAGCCCCCGUGUUGAGAGAGGCUGGUCCCCAGGAACUGCCCGCCCCGUUGGAGGGCACAUCUGGGCAGCCCUCCAUGGACCCCAACUGCCACACAUGCCCAGAUGGGGAAUCCUCCUUGCCCAAUACCACCAUGAGCAGGGAGGAUCCUGGCUUCAAGAGAUCCCCAACCUCAGAUCCUACGUGCUCUCCAGAGGUGCCCAAAGCCAGGGAGAUGCUCACCACGGAGCCUCAAAACAGGCUUCAGAUGCCUGAUGGGCCCCCAAAGGCCCCACCCAGCCCACCCCCUUGGGAGGGUGCUCUUGACAUGUACUCCAUCAAGCGGUUCCGGGUCAAGGCCCAGCUGGUCUCAGGACACAGCUGUCAGCUUGUCCAGGCUCUGCCAGAGGUGAUCCACUCAGCAGGCUGCCUCUCUCCCAACAUUGUCUGGGACCUUCUGGCUAGUAUCUGCCCAGCCAGGGCCAAGGACAUCUGCGUGGUCAGACUGUGUCCCCGGGGGACUCGUGACGUGGAGAACUGCCACUCGCUCUACUCCUACCUCAACAACAAGCAGCACCAUGGCCUGGCAGCGGUGGAGCAUGUGGGGGUGGUUCUGCUGCCCCUGCCCGCCUUUCAGCCCCUGCCCACAAGACUGCGUUCUUUGGGAGGCCCAGGUCUGGAAGCCACUCACUCAAGCCUGUUGCUAGCGGUGCUGCUUCCCAAGGAAGGGCUUCCAGACCGAGCCAAGUCCAGCCUGGUGCUGGGCAAAGUUCGCAAGAAGGUCUCUUUCAACAGCAAAGUGGAGGCAAGAUGUUACCAGCCAGAGGACAAGAGAUGGAGUGCACUAAAAGGCUUCCCUCCCCCAGAGGAUACCCCAAAGCAGAGCCAGGCCCAAGGAAGCUGGGCUCCCACUUGGCAAAGGCUCCCCAGAGGCAGGGGGAGGCCCUGGGUAGAUCCAAAAACCUGGCAGGGUCUUGGGCAAGGGAAGCAGCCUCCAGAGUGCGGCUCUUGCCAGCUUCAACAUCCCUACUCAGCAAUUCCAGUUGUCCGUGGCUUUGGCCAUGACCAGCACAUGCACAGCACCUCCUGUCUCCACCAAGACAUGCUCCAGAACCUCGAAGCCUUGGUGACGAUGAGAAACCAGCUCCAAGCCUCACUGUGGCCCGAAGACUGCACUGCCCUUCCCACACCCUCUACAGCAUCUGUCCAGCCCCCUGCAGUCUCAGGGAGUCUUGGCUAUCUCUACCAGCCCCCUGGCCUCGACUCUGGCCCCUCUUUGGACCCUACAGAUGCUGGCUCCCUUCCCUAG
Dipodomys ordii (Ord's kangaroo rat) is the source of this 3258-nucleotide messenger RNA. RefSeq names its product SPOC domain containing 1 (gene Spocd1). Gene Ontology annotation, biological process: DNA-templated transcription. Gene Ontology annotation, cellular component: nucleus. The transcript is spliced from 15 exons. The record is from RefSeq and is a predicted model, not a curated record. NCBI's taxonomy places the organism in Eukaryota, Metazoa, Chordata, Mammalia, Rodentia, Heteromyidae. Bases 1 to 3258 code for a protein of 1085 amino acids.